AUGGCAUGUAUGGAGCUUCUGUACCUCGCCAAGGAGGGCAGCCAGCCAGAUCAAUGCCACAAGGUGGACUGGAGUUUGCAGGCUUCCCCAUGUCAGGGGCAGCCCGAUGAAUGCAAGGCAAGGACCAGAGCAGGAGCAAUAGCUGCCGAGUGCUCUGAGGAACACGGCAAAGCCUCCCAAAGGGCCGCCCAAGAAGAUCCUGCACAAGUCCCUCUUUCUUUCAUGGCUGCAUCAGGGCUGUCUCCAGAAGGUACAGCAGCAGGGGAGGUUGCCUCCCACCCGGGCCCUCCACUAGGAGAAAAAGAAGCCACCCGAAAGAGGGCCUGUUGCUGUGAAUCGGAGACAUCCUUCACUCAUGUGGAUGAAAACAUCAACAACCUCGACCCUACAGGAAGCUUUGCGCACAAGCGCUGUUGCCAAGAGACGGAUCUCCGCCCCCAUCCCGACGCUUGCGGAGACAGGGCCCUCGAGUGGCCCUACGAUCUGCCCUCGUUGGUUUCCGAGGAAGACGACAACGCCGGUUCGGAAGCCGCUGGGAAGUCUGUCGAUUACGGCUUCAUCAGCGCCAUCUUGUUCCUGGUCAGUGGGAUUUUGCUCGUGAUUGUUUCCUAUGUGGUUCCCAGGGAUGUGACCGUGGACCCCAGCACUGUGGCGGCCCGGGAGAUGGAGCGGCUGGAGCACGAGAGCGCCAAGGUCGGGGCUCACCUGGAUCGGUGUGUGAUCGCCGGGCUCUGCCUUUUGACCCUGGGGGGCGUGGUGCUCUCCAGUUUGCUCAUGAUGUCUAUGUGGAAAGGGGAGUUGUACCGGAGGAAGCGGUUCGCUGCCUCCAAGGAAUCAGCCAAGCUGUACGGCUCCUUCAACUUCCAAGUCAAAUCCUCUCCGAACGAUAACAUGGAGUUGUCAUUAGUUGAGGAAGAUGCUCUUGCCAUAGAUGGUUAG
Messenger RNA from Elgaria multicarinata webbii, 939 nucleotides. It is a transcript of the gene TMEM74, whose product is annotated as transmembrane protein 74. The coding region runs from base 1 to 939 and encodes 312 amino acids. The record is from RefSeq and is a predicted model, not a curated record. NCBI's taxonomy places the organism in Eukaryota, Metazoa, Chordata, Lepidosauria, Squamata, Anguidae. The transcript has a single exon.